This is a messenger RNA of Penicillium soppii, 1716 nucleotides long. Its product is annotated as FAD-dependent oxidoreductase. Gene Ontology annotation, molecular function: FAD binding; oxidoreductase activity. The coding region runs from base 1 to 1716 and encodes 571 amino acids. Lineage: Eukaryota; Fungi; Ascomycota; Eurotiomycetes; Eurotiales; Aspergillaceae. The transcript is spliced from 4 exons. The record is from RefSeq and is a predicted model, not a curated record.
AUGCUGUCUCUCAAGAUCUUCAAUAUUGGGGCCUUCUUUGGUCUUGCUGCAGUUGCGCCUACAUUUGCGGCAUCUGAGAGCGCUUCAUGCCGUUGUCUCCCAGAAGAUGAUUGCUGGCCCUCAGUUUCGACCUGGAACGCCUUCAACCAGUCUGUUGACGGACGUCUUGUCGCCACUGUCCCUCUUGCAACGCCCUGCCAUGUCCCCACAUACAACGAAAAGACGUGUGCUGCCUUGAAGGAGGGCUGGUUGCUGCCAGAGGAGCACUAUGAAUCCUCAUCUUCUUUCAUGGCCCCCUUCUUUACCAAUGGAACAUGCGAUCCAUACCACCCCGUUUCCAAGCCAUGCACCCUUGGCAACUUUGUCAAAUACGCAGUCAAUGUCUCUUCGCCCGUCCAUGUUGCCAAGACCUUGAAAUUCGCCAACAAGCACAACAUCCGAUUUAUCAUUCGCAACACUGGUCAUGACUAUAUUGGAAAGUCCACUGGUGCUGGCGCUCUUUCGGUCUGGACGCAUCACCUUAAGGAUAUUGAGUUCAAAGACUGGAAGGACGAGCAUUACGCCGGAAAGGCUGCUAAGCUCGGUGCCGGUGUGCAGGGAAUCGAGGCUUAUGAGGCAGCCCGCAAGCUUGGUCUUCGCAUGGUAGGUGGGGAGUGCCCUACUGUCGGCAUUGCAGGCGGAUACAGCCAAGGAGGAGGCCACUCUUCUUUGGCUUCAAAGUACGGACUUGCGGCAGACCAGGUCCUCGAGUGGGAAGUCAUCGACGGUACUGGCCGAUUCCUCACCGCGAACCGUGACCAAAACAGUGAUAUUUACUGGGCUCUGACUGGUGGCGGUGGUGGUACCUACGGUGUCGUCUGGUCCAUGACCUCCAAGGCUCAUCAAGAUAGCUAUGUGUCUGGUAUGAACCUUACUUUUACUACCGAUGGUAUCUCUGACGACACCUUCUUCAAGGCUGUCGAGCUUUACAAUACCCACCUACCCUCCUACGUGGAUAAGGGUAUCAUGAGUCUGAACUUCCUGACCAACAGCUCUUUCUCUAUCACCCCCAUGACUGCACCCGGCCUUACCUUGACGGAGCUCGAGAGCCUUGUCCAGCCGUUCCGCGAUGGACUCGAAAAACUUGGCAUCAAGUAUGAGGUCUAUGGCGAGGAAUUUAGCAACUAUCUUGACCAAUUCAAUGCCCAGACCCCGCUCGUCACGAUCGCAGUCGCCCAGUAUGGUAGCUGGCUUCUUCCCCGCUCCAUUGUCGAAAACCCCGAGUCUAGACACGAGCUGACCAAGUCAGCUCGCACUGUUCUUUCCCACGGCGCUACCUUCACAACUGUCGGUAUCAAGGUCACGGAGGACGUGACUGGCGACGUUUACAACUCUGUCAAUCCGGCGUGGCGCGGCGCAAUUGCCCACGUUCUCAUGUCUACCCCGUGGGAGUUUAACAAGCCGGAAAAGAUGCUCGAGAAACAGAAGCUGAUGACCGAUAUCUUGGUUCCUAGCCUGAGUAACUUGUCUCCUGAGUCGGGAGCCUAUCUCAACGAGGCUGACUUCCGCCAGCCCGACUUCAAAAAGGCUUUCUAUGGCGAGAACUACUAUAAGCUGCGCGCUAUCAAGGCCAAGUACGAUCCUCACCAUCUCUUCUAUGGCUUGACUGCCGUGGGAUCAGAUGAGUGGACCGUCUCAGAGAGUGGACGCAUGUGCCGAAGCUCUCCCCGCCACUGA